AUGUCUAUACCUUACAUCCCCCUCGAGCAGUUUCCCGCUCUGGGCGGCUCAGCAGCCAUCAAUGGUGGAGUAUGGGUGGGCACGAUAUCCGCAAACGAUGCUCGAUUUUCAACGACCACGAUGUCCAGAACGCCGUGCGGGGAUGUUCCACAUUGUCUUUAUAUGUGGGUCAACCCCCUAGGUGCAUACGAGACAUAUAGCAUGAAAUACGAGGCAAAUCUCUCCAUUCCCAUGUCGCGCUACAGCAACGCGACCCAGCUCUCGUUCAACUGGUCGUACAAAAUUCGAUGGGGAUGUUCAGCAUUACCCGGUGGAUACAAUCUUACCUCGAUCUCACGCGUGGGCUCAACGGGUGCAAAUACGUAUUCUACCAGCUUUCCGCCAACAGAUUGGUCCACCCUCAAAGAGAGCAAUGAUUGGCCGACUACAAUCUCGCACAGUGGGACGACUCUGAUAGAACGUUAUGGCGACUCGCCGCUCGGCUUUGUCUACAUUAGCAUCGACCUGACGAUGCCCCAUCCAUUGAACUCUUCUGUUUCUUAUUAUAUCAAAGGCGCCACCUUUGAUCUCGCUACGCCUACGUCCAGUGCGUUGGCUUCGAUUACCACUUCCUCUAACUCUACUUUGUCCUCGGGUAACCGGACAUCUACUUUCACUUCUUCUACUAUAUCGACCUCCACUCGACUCUCUUCGAUCGUCGGCGGUCCCGAGUGGGAUCCCAGUCCACAGAGUUCGAUUCCGGCGGCGGUAGGAUCUCCAGGAAGCCAGCCGAGCCUAUCAAACUCACCUCCUAGCAUGAAUGGUUUAAUACCAGCUAUCUCAGGAGCAAUGGUCGGUGUAUUUGCGCUCUUGGGACUUGUGGGGCUCUUCCUCUUCCUCCUCAAACGACGCGCUAGAAAUGAGAGGAUGCAUAUUUCACAUGAAGAGGCUGCCCCGACAACGACACAGCAAUCCGACUCUCUCAUCUUUACUCCAAUGGUUAUGCGACUACCAAGCGCAUUGCGGAAUAUCGAUACCUCGAAGUAUCUCUCGACGGAAGAAGAUUCCGUGCCUAAAGAAGAGUCUGAUCACGUGUUUCUACCAUCAGUGUCACAAACAGACGAUCCACCCAGGGGGCGCGUGGCCGACGAAGUUGUGGAUAUCCAUCCGGAAUCAACUAUCUCAUGGACAACAUCUACAUUCUCAGAGAACGCAGAUUAUCAGCAGGAAGACGAAGAGCAAGGAGAGACCGUCGGUAGCAGAGAAGCUCCUCCGCCCUAUCAUGGUCCUGUCGGGAUACAUACGGCCUCUGGGUCAUCAAGAAAUGCGAAUCAACCCCUACCACCUAUUUCUGUGCAGGCGCUCGAGACAUUUGCGUGUAUGCAUCGUGCAGAGAUUUCGGAAGAGUUGGAGGCAAAGCUUGAGAUGGCGGGUUAUGUGCCGAGUGAUGAUCCAGAUGUGAUUUCAGAAGAGGUUUGGGCCAGAGACUAUGCUGUCGAUGGAAGAGAGUUGGUUCUGUUACGACAGCUUUACCAGCGGUGCGUCCUGCUGCAGUAA
This is a messenger RNA of Serendipita indica DSM 11827, 1536 nucleotides long. Lineage: Eukaryota; Fungi; Basidiomycota; Agaricomycetes; Sebacinales; Serendipitaceae. The record is from the annotation of a GenBank genome assembly.